AUGUUUUUGAUAAAUGUUGCUAGGACUUUAAUUAGGAGUCCUUUUAAUAGUUCCCUAUUGAAAAAUAGUACUAAUAAUGCCUUGGCGGAUGGUGUAAAGAUAUCUCUUCCCGUGGGGUCAAUGAUAAAAUCUUUCCACGCUAGUGCUUUCACACCUUCUGAUAAAUUAUUUCUUGCAAGUAUUUUAAAAAAAUAUUUUCGCCAGCACCGAAACACACCAGAAAAUAAUCCCUCAAUUCCAUUCGAAUUCACGGAAGAAAAUUUGCAGCGAGCAAAAGAAAUUAUAUCACGCUAUCCACCACAAUAUAAGAAAGCGGCUGUUAUACCUUUAUUAGAUUUAGGUCAACGUCAAUUGGGUUGGACAAGUAUUUCGGUGAUGAACACUGUAUCUAAAUUAUUAGAAAUACCUCCUAUGCGUGUUUACGAAGUUGCCACAUUUUACACCAUGUUUAAUCGAGAACCGGUUGGAAAAUAUUUUCUACAACUUUGUACGACGACACCAUGUCAAUUAUGUGGUUCAACGGAAAUUUUAGAGACAAUUCAAAAUCAUUUGAAGAUUAAACCAGGUGAAACAACUCCUGAUAAAUUAAUUACUUUGGUAGAAGUUGAAUGUGCCGGUGCUUGUGUUAAUGCUCCCGUAUUGGCCAUUAAUGAUGAUUACUAUGAGGAUCUAACACCCGACACGACUAUAAAAAUAUUAGAAUCGUUAAAACGAGGUAAUUUACCAAAACCUGGACCACAAACCGGUCGCCUUACUUGUGAACCUAAAAGUGGUCUUACUUCUUUGACGAGUGAACCGUAUGGUCCUGGUGAUUUUGUUAGACCUGAUUUAUAA
Funneliformis caledonium is the source of this 834-nucleotide messenger RNA. The record is from the annotation of a GenBank genome assembly. Lineage: Eukaryota; Fungi; Glomeromycota; Glomeromycetes; Glomerales; Glomeraceae.